Molecule: messenger RNA, 2744 nt
Organism: Chlamydomonas reinhardtii
Lineage: Eukaryota; Viridiplantae; Chlorophyta; Chlorophyceae; Chlamydomonadales; Chlamydomonadaceae
Exons: 8
Coding region: 244-2160 (638 amino acids)
Biological process (GO): regulation of ribosome biogenesis
Cellular component (GO): nucleolus
Molecular function (GO): nucleic acid binding
Source: RefSeq, a predicted model, not a curated record
GCAUCAGUGAAAUCGACGAGUCAAAUAUUUCUAUUAACGAGCUGGUUGCGCAUAUUCAGAAGCAUUUUGCCAUCUGGACCCUUCGACGAGGUCCGCGGCACAGUAAAGCUUAUGUUGUGCGCAAAUAAGUAACAUCAAAAUAUUACCGAAGAUAAGUCGCUCGCGGCCGUCAAGGAAAACCCUUCUUUUCAGUUGCCAACGUCCAAUUUGAAGCGUUUAGUAUUUUCUUAGCAGGCCAUCAACAUGAAACUCCCGCCAGGAUAUGUGGCGGGUGUCGGCGUGCACAAGGCGACGGCAUUUGGAGGGCUGGGCCAGCGGCUGAUGGAGCAAAUGGGCUGGCAAAAAGGCCAGGGUCUUGGAAAAGACAAGAGUGGCAUGAAAGAGGCCAUUGAGGUCAAGGAGAAAAAAGACGUGCUCGGAGUCGGCGCUGACGCAUCUUGGAACUGGGAUCGCAAGUACUGGGAUGAUGCGUACAACUCGGCCAUUCAGAACAUAAACCACGAGACUAGCAGCAACAGCAGCAGUAGUGGCAGCAGUGACGGGUCCGCCAGUAGCAGCGAUGACAGCAGUGACAGCGACAGUGACAGCAGCGGCCGCCGCCGCGGCGGCAAGCGUGCGCGGCAGGGCAAGGGUGGCGCUGUGGUUGUGCACCGGGACGGCACGUUGGCGAGCGCCAGCGCGGAUGAACUCAAAAUUGCUGCGGAGCUGGCGAAGGACCCCUGGGGCAGGUGGGGUGGCCGCGCAGGAAAGAUGGCCCGGAUUCGGGCGCAGGAGCAGGAGGAGGCGAACCGCGCGCGUGCCAAGCUGGGUCUACCGCCGUUGCCCGCGGCGCCGGUGCGGGCGGCUGCACCGGACUCGUCGGACUCGUCGAGCAGCGACAGCGACAGCGACAGCGACGGGCCGAGCACCAGCGGGCGUGGCUCAGACUCGGACGCCAGCGCGGGGCGGCGGAAAAAAGGCGAGAAGAAGGGCGCGAAGGGGUCGGAGGGCAAGAAGGACAAGAAGAAGGACAAGAAGAAGGCGGGCAAAGAGGGCGCUGGAGCAGCAGCAGGCGCGGGGGCUGAGGCGGGCAAAGCACCGGCGGCGAAGAAGCGGAUUGUGGUUGUGUUGGGCAGCGACGCCGCGGCGGAGGCACGCGCGAAGAUGUUUGCCACCUUCAAGCCCACGCCGGCGGAGGGCUGGUGGGGCGCCAAGAUGUUUGUGAGCGUGGGGCUGAUGGAGAGCCUGGAGGACGAGGCGGAGCGCGAGGCGCGCAUGCAGGCCACGGCCGCCAAGCAGGACGCAGACGCGGCGGCGGGCGUGGUGGCGCUGCGUGGCGCGGCCGCGGUGGCUGCGGGGCAGCGCAAGGGCUUCUGCGAGGACGACCAGGAAGCCCUGUACAAGCGGGCGCACGACUUCCAGCGCGUGGGGCGGCGCGGUCUGGGCAAGGCGGAGAUCAAGGUGGGCGCCAAGUGGGAGGGCACCAAGAAAACAUUUGGAGAGGAGAACGACCAAGAAGGCGGCGACCCGGCGGAGGGCGGCAAGCAGCAGCUCGGCGACGAUGAGGAGGAGGCGCAGGAGCAGCCGCAUAACGAGGGGGCUGCUGCAGGGAAGAAGAAGGGCAAGAAGGAUAAGAAGCAGGACAAGGAGGGCAAGGGCUCGGGGAGGAAGGCCAAGGCCGAGGCAGACGCUGAGGACGGCGGGGAAGUGAAGAAGUCGAAAAGGCAGAAGACGGCAGCGGCAGCAGCAGAAGCAGAUGAGACGCCCGGGAGCACCGUCGCGGCCACAUCCGCAGAGGCGGCGGAGGGCGCAAACGGCGGGGCUGCACCGCCGCCCAAAUGGCUGAAGCUCGCCAAGACGGUGCUGAAGAAGUCGGCCGAGCGGCGAAUGAAACUGCGCAAGGUGGUGGAGGAGCUGGUGGCGGCGGCGGAGGAGCACCACCGCAAGCACCACCACCACCGCCAUCACCACCACAGCAAGAAGGACAAGAAGGACAAGAAGAGCAAGAAGGCCGGGGCUGAGGCGGGCGCGGAGGAUGCGGCUGCGGGCGCGACGGCUGGCAGCCCGUGGUGUGAGAACAGCGUGCGCGAGGUGCUGGAGCGCAAGAUCCGCAAGAGCAACAGCGGCCUGGCCCUGGACGGCAAGUACGUAACGCUGGUGGCAGCGGGCGGUGAGGCAUGAGCCCCAGGAGCAGAGGGCCGUGCAUUGGGCAUCAGGAGCUGAGAGUUGGAGCCGGUACGGCAGCCAGGGCUGCUGUCAGGAUUGUGGGACUGCACAGCAAUGGAACAGCGGGCUGUACGUGCAUGCAUGGGUACGGGACCUUGCGAAAGCGAUUGUCGACUUGAGUGUGAGCCGAGUGCUUUCUAACGCGAAUGCGAGCGCAUAUGACGCCAGGAAGAGAUUGUCUUGUGGUGUGUUGCAUGUUGAGGGCUGUGUGACAACGAGGGUAGGAUUUAGCGUACUGGCCCGCUGGCUACGGUGGGCAGGCGGCGCAUAGAGGUGUAGCGAUGGGUGUUGCCAAAAUCAGUCCGUGGUGAGAAGGAGGGACAACAUGAACAGACGAUGUAGACGCGCGCGCCGGCAUUCCAUGACUCCAUGACCGUGGGCUGGGCGUCAAGUGUGAGUGCCACAUGUACAUGCAACACGGUAGUGUGCAAUGCGUAGUGCCUGACUGCUGAGACUAGAGUUAGAGGCCCGCGGACCGCGGUCCGCACGCUUCCUUGGCAACUACCAUGCUGGCGCUGUUGAAAGAGAGUACCGGCAGA